GCCCAUGCAGUCCGCCCUGACAAAGUUACUGAAUUCGAUCAGAACACCAAUUCCCUCCCAGCCUCACACGCUCUUUGUUGGCUUUGUUCUGGAAAGGAAAGAGUCCACUCACCCACGUGUCAAGAACAUGGACAGAAGAGACAUAAAAUCGAGGAUAAAAUGGUCAUUGAGCUUUGUCUUCGACAGCUGUUUAGUGAUUGCCCUUGUGGUUUCUUGUUCUGGUAGUUGUCGAAGUUGAAUUGUUUGUUACUUAAUCUCCCCUGUUUUUCAUUUCUCUGUUCAUAAGUUCCCUGUUUCUUCCUGUCGAGUUUUUCCAUCUUGAAAAUCCAAAGAAAACCAUGGCUACAGUUUCUCAGUUGAAUCAAUUUCCAUGCAAGACCUUCUUAUCGACUCCACGAAGCCGUAACUUGGCCUCGAAACCUUCAAUUCUGCCUCAGAACUCUACUAAACCGACUCAGAAUUUGAUCAAGAAAUCUCAAUUUUUUACCCUAAAAGCGGUCCGGGAAAGGCCCGUUUUUCAGGUCCGUGCUGUGUACGAUGACGAGUAUGGCCCAGACAAGGCGGAGGAGGAGGAGGAGGAGGAGCAGCCAGUGACAGAGAGUCCUGCAGUGGCGGUGGCAGAAGAGGAGAAGCCUAAAGAAGUGUCCGAAAUCGAUAGCUUGAAAAAGGCUUUGGUGGAUUCAUUUUAUGGGACUAAUCGUGGCUUGAAAGCUACCAGUGAGACCAGAGCUGAGAUUGUCGAGCUUAUAACUCAGCUCGAGGCCAAGAACCCAACCCCAGCACCAACUGAGGCUUUGACUCUGCUCAAUGGAAAAUGGAUUCUCGCGUACACAUCUUUCCCGGGUCUGUUUCCACUGUUGUCAAGGGGUCAACUGCCAUUAGUGAAGGUGGAGGAAAUAUCACAGACCAUUGAUGCUGAAAGUUUCACUGUGCAGAACUCUGUUCAGUUCUCUGGGCCAUUGGCCUCAAAUACAAUUAGCACAAAUGCAAAAUUUGAGGUCCGAAGCCCCAAGCGUGUGCAGAUCAAGUUUCAAGAAGGCAUAAUUGGAACUCCCCAGCUGACAGACUCCAUAGUUUUACCUGAAAAUGUGGAAUUUCUGGGACAAAAAAUCGAUCUAACUCCUGUUAAAGGCUUGCUCACCUCUGUGCAAGACACAGCUUCCUCUGUUGCAAAGACAAUUUCCAGCCAACCACCAUUGAAGUUCUCGUUAUCAAACAGCAAUGCAGAAUCAUGGUUACUUACAACAUACCUUGACGAAGAACUGCGCAUUUCGAGAGGAGAUGCUGGUAGUGUCUUUGUGCUCAUCAAGGAGGGCAGUGCUCUCUUGACACCAUGAACUAAACUUUAGAUCUGUUUUUUUUGCUCAACUAGUAAGGUAUUUUCAUUAAUAAUAUGCCCAAGACAGUAAAGGUACAGAAAGCUGUUUCUAGUACAGCCAGAUUAUAACUAGUGUGUGCAUACAUGUUAUAUGACUUGAUUCUAACUUGCUCUUCCUAAGUGAGAGCUGAUAUAAUACUAGAAGCUGAUAUUUAUACUUAUCUUCCA
Molecule: messenger RNA, 1546 nt
Organism: Theobroma cacao (cacao)
Lineage: Eukaryota; Viridiplantae; Streptophyta; Magnoliopsida; Malvales; Malvaceae
Product: Plastid-lipid associated protein PAP / fibrillin family protein
Source: RefSeq, a predicted model, not a curated record